CAACCUAAUCUGAACGUUGCAACCAACUCAACAAUGGCAAACAGAUUGAAACAUCUUUCCUCCAUAGCCAACGACGUCGUACAAAACUGUGCUCUAAAAUUGGAAACUCCUGUGGAGAAACUGGUGGAGGAAUUUGAGACUACAUGGAAGGCAGAUGAAACGGCGCCGGUUGGUCAUAAUAUUACUGCUACUAAUAAUAAUAACAAUAGUUAUGGUAGGAAAUUUGUAGAAUUUUGCAGUGCCAAGGUUCUGCAGACUAGUGACAUUUGCAAAACCAUUGAGGAAAAGAUUGCGGAUGGGUCUUUUAGCCGCUUCACUUUCAACAUGAUGCUUGCCUGGGAGAUGCCCACUUCUGCGGACGAAGAAUCUUUCACGGAGUGUGUGGCAAAGGAGAAAGAAGAGAAAAAAGUACCUGCAAAAUUUUCUACAGAACAAGAUGAGAUCUCUCUGUUCUAUUCCGACCUCAUGCCACUUCUUGUUGAUAAUGAGCAAGAUGUUGGAGAAGAUGCAUUUGUGUGGUUGGGAUCGCUGGUUCCACUAGUUGCAGAUGUUGUUAAUGGGAGAUUUACCUUUGAAACUUUAACAGCACCUACAGGAAACCGGCUCCAUUUUCCUGCCUAUGACAAAUUUUUAAAGGAAAUUGACAGAUGUAUAAAACAUUUGCAAAAACAUGCAAAGCCCAAGGGUGCGGAGCUUGCAGAUGACGAAUUCAUUUUACAUGUGGAGGGAACUGCUAGCACACAGAGAGUAGUGCGCCACAUUGGAGGAACAAGUUGGCCUGGUAGGCUUACACUAACAAAUUACGCACUCUACUUCGAGGCUUCUGGAAUUAUAACUUAUGAAGAUGCUCUUAAAAUAGACCUUUCAAAGGAUAUGGAGCAAAGUGUGAAACCAGCUGCAACAGGGCCAUGGGGUGCCCCACUUUUUGACAAGGCUAUAGUUUAUGAGUCUCCCAAUUUAUCAGAGGGGAUAGUUCUGGAGUUUCCUGAGGUAACAAGCUCUACAAGACGUGACCACUGGCUUGCACUCACAAAGGAGAUUAUGUUGAUGCACCGUUUCCUUGCAAAGUAUGAAAUAAAAUGUCCAAUACAAGCAUGGGAGAUGCAUGCAAGGACAAUACUAUCAAUAACAAGGCUUCAUGCAGCAAGAGAAAUGCUAAGAAUAUCACCCCCUACACCGACAAGAUUCUUAAUUUUUUCCUUGUUCGAUGAGUUACCAAAGGGAGACUAUGUACUGGAAGAGCUUGCUGAGAGUCUAAAGAAGGUCAAUAGCGGGCAUCCAUGCAGUGCUAGUUCCAUUCUACGGACUAUGAACAUGUCAGAGUCAAUCAUCUCACGUUUAGAUGUAACAGAAGCUGGCAAGGAAAGUAUAAGUCCAACUGUUCAAGAUGAAGACAGUUUCCUACUAGAAACUGCCAUUAAUCAAUCAAGAGAGGAAGAAAAGGAAAUUGCUAUUGCCAAAGCUACCACAAAGGAACUGAAAGAGGAGGGAAUCAGCGAAAGCACUACUAUCUUUUUGGAGUUACUAAGGCCCCUUAGAAAUUCUGUGCCUUGGUUUGAAGAAGUCCUCACAUGGGAAAGACCGUCAACCACCCUAGUUGUGAUUGCUGCUGCUUUAAUAGUGACUUACGAGGAAUGGGUUGGCAAAGCAAUAGCAGCUUUCUUGCUGUGGCUGGUUGCAAAGAUGUUUAGAGCCAGACUACAAAGGCUUGAUACAAAAUGCAAUGAGAUAGUAGUGUGCACUGCAUCAGACCAGAGUACAAUGGAAAGCAUUGUUUCUGCUCAACAUGGAAUGCAAACUGUGCACGAAAUGGUGCAAACGGCAAAUGUUUCAUUAAUGAAGUUGUGGUCCAUAUUUAUUUCGAAGGCUCGCAAGCAUGCAGAUAUGGCGAUGAUGGCAAUGAGUGCGGUAGCAAUAUUUUUAGCAGUGGUUCCAAUGAAGUUAGUUAUAAUGGCAGGAAUAUUGUGUUGCUUCACUAUGACAUUGGCAUCGAGGUUAGGGAUGAGCAAGGGGGAGAACCAAAGCAGCAGACGACUAAAAGAAUGGUGGGAUUCAAUUCCAGUUAUCCCUGUCCGUGUUGUCGAUACUAAAUAGACUUCUUCGUGCAUCAGGUUUGGCACAGUGUCUCCCUGGAAAAUGCAUAGAAAAGAGUAGGUUGCAUGUGUCCAUUUGUAAAUCAUUAUCAAAAC
Molecule: messenger RNA, 2189 nt
Organism: Prunus avium (sweet cherry)
Lineage: Eukaryota; Viridiplantae; Streptophyta; Magnoliopsida; Rosales; Rosaceae
Source: RefSeq, a predicted model, not a curated record